ACUAUUCAGUGAAUACUAUAAACGUGUUUAUACGAGUCGAGACAAUUCAUUAUUUUGAUACAAAGCGUGAUAGAGCGCACUGCCAUCACUAAAAGUUCUUUUCUGUAUAUUGAAUUGAUUGAAGAAGUAGGAAGCCGGUUGUUGAAGCACCGUUAAAAUGGCUCCAAAACGUAAUAAUAUGAUUCCAAAUGGACAUUUCCAUAAAGAUUGGCAACGAUUUGUGAAAACUUGGUUUAAUCAACCAGCUAGAAAAUUCCGUAGAAAACAAAAUCGUGUUAAGAAAGCGCGUGCAAUUGCACCACGUCCAGCUGCUGGUCCAUUACGUCCUGUUGUACGUUGUCCAACAUUUAGAUAUCACACCAAAGUACGAGCAGGUCGCGGUUUCACAUUAGAUGAAAUUAAAGCAGCUGGUUUAAAUGCUGCAUUUGCAAGAACCGUUGGUAUCGCUGUUGAUUAUCGUAGACGAAACAAAUCAGUUGAAUCACUUCAACAAAAUGUUCAACGAUUAAAAGAAUACAGAAGUAAAUUAAUCUUGUUCCCAUUGAACAACAAGAAAGUCCGUAAAGGUGAAGCAACUGAAGAGGAACGCAAAUUAGCCACACAAUUGAAGACUAAAGUAAUGCCAAUCAGACAACCAGCUGCUAAAUUGAAGACACAAGUUCUUACAAAGGACGCCAAGAAAUUCAGUGCAUUCAAUUUCUUACGCAAGGCACGUGCUGAUGCUAAAUUAGUUGGUAUUCGAGCUAAACGAGCUAAGGACGCAGCAGAAAACACUGAAGACCUUAAAAUUACAAAAGAUGCGAAGAAAGCAAAAGCAAAGUAAUUUAAGUGUAAAUUAUUUUACAAAUUAUUAUAAAAAAAAUGUAAAAUAAGGGUGGAAAUAAAUUUUCUUU
Messenger RNA from Chrysoperla carnea, 893 nucleotides. RefSeq names its product 60S ribosomal protein L13 (gene RpL13). Bases 158 to 823 code for a protein of 221 amino acids. Lineage: Eukaryota; Metazoa; Arthropoda; Insecta; Neuroptera; Chrysopidae. The record is from RefSeq and is a predicted model, not a curated record. Gene Ontology annotation, cellular component: ribosome; cytosolic large ribosomal subunit. The transcript is spliced from 4 exons. Gene Ontology annotation, biological process: translation. Gene Ontology annotation, molecular function: structural constituent of ribosome; RNA binding.